AUUUGCGCUACACCGUAGUAAAGUAGAGCGCAUCUACACUAACAUUUAAGUGCUUCAUUCAAGUAAAAUCAUUAAAGCUGAAAUGAUGCAUUUUAUACAAAUUUCUUUAAUAUUUCUAAAUAUUGUUGCUAUUUUCGUGAGCAGUUCUGACUCUGCUGAAACCGAUCCCUUUAUACAAAUCGGUAAAAAGUACUACUUCAUCAAUGACUUAUUGAAGAUGAACUGGUUUGCAGCUUCCGAUUAUUGUCGCAAACUUGGCGGUGAUUUGGCGACCAUUGAAUCGCAUGAAGAAUUACUGGCACUGCAAGAAUAUAUUUUAUCCAAACGGGUUAGGCUACGACAACUUUGGAUUGACGGCAAUGAUUUGGCAAAAGAAGGAGUAUUUGUGUCACACACCACUGGACUACCUUUAACCUACACUAACUGGUAUAACAAUAAUCCAAGAGAUACCAACAAUGAAGAUUGCGUUGAAGUUGUUUUACAAUUAAAAGACACACAACUUCUAAUGAAUGACAAUAAAUGUGAAUUUGAAUUCCAUGCGAUUUGUCAGUAUCGCGUACCUAUCAUGCAAAAGAGUAGAAGGGAAAUCUGUGUGCCCAUUACUAAAAACGUGCACUGUAUGCUGCGAGACUUAGCUGAGGCUUUUACAGAGGCAGCCGAUAUGUUUCAGUCAUGUUCGCAGCCGGUUCGGUGCUCAACAUCACCUCGAACUAGCGUGUUUUAUAAAAAUUUCCAAUUGAACUAUUAAAUAAAAGAGCGCCAGAGUAUGUCAAUUUAUGAAGGAUACAAAACAAA
Zeugodacus cucurbitae (melon fly) is the source of this 795-nucleotide messenger RNA. Its product is annotated as C-type lectin 37Db-like. Gene Ontology annotation, biological process: biological process involved in interspecies interaction between organisms. The record is from RefSeq and is a predicted model, not a curated record. Bases 83 to 748 code for a protein of 221 amino acids. Gene Ontology annotation, cellular component: external side of plasma membrane. NCBI's taxonomy places the organism in Eukaryota, Metazoa, Arthropoda, Insecta, Diptera, Tephritidae. Gene Ontology annotation, molecular function: carbohydrate binding. The transcript has 3 exons.